UUUCCAAGAUGGCGGAAGAACAUGAUAACAGAAAUCUUCCCUGGGUAGAGAAAUAUCGGCCAAAUAAAUUGGAGGAGUUGAUUUCACAUGCGGAUAUCCUUUCAACAAUUGAUAGAUUUAUUAAAGAAGAUCGUUUACCACACCUUCUGUUUUAUGGCCCACCUGGUACAGGUAAAACAUCAACAAUCUUAGCCGUGGCUAAACAGUUAUAUUCGCCAAAGGAAUUCAAUUCAAUGGUUUUAGAGUUGAAUGCAUCGGAUGACAGGGGCAUUGGUAUCGUCAGAGGUCCUGUUUUAAGUUUUGCCAGUACAAGAACCAUUUUCAAAUCAGGAUUUAAAAUUGUAAUUUUGGAUGAAGCAGAUGCUAUGACAAACGAUGCUCAGAAUGCAUUGCGAAGAGUCAUAGAAAAAUUUACAGAGAAUACUCGUUUCUGUUUAAUCUGUAACUACUUGUCAAAGAUUAUACCUGCUAUCCAGUCAAGGUGUACAAGAUUUCGAUUUGGACCACUAGAUAACCAACAGAUGGUGCCUAGGUUAGAACACGUCAUACAACAAGAAAGAGUGGAUGUCACAGAAGAUGGUAUGAAUGCUCUGGUCACACUGGCCAAUGGUGAUAUGAGAAAGUCUUUAAAUAUCUUACAAAGUACGUCUAUGGCAUAUGAUGUUGUGAAUGAAGUCAAUGUUUAUACAUGUGUUGGCCAUCCAUUAAAGGAGGAUAUCAGUAAUAUUGUCAACUGGAUGCUGAAUGAAGAUUUUACAACCGCUUAUAAUAAUAUACUUGAUUUAAAGACUUUAAAGGGUCUUGCAUUGCAGGAUAUUCUAACUGAAGUACAUAAAUUCAUACACAAAGUUGAGCUUCCUACCAAAGUAAGAAUUAAAUUAUUAGAUAAAAUGGCUGAAAUAGAGUAUAACCUUACAGCCGGUACAAAUGAAAAGAUUCAACUUGGAUCACUGAUUGCUGCCUUCCAGGUUACCCGAGACAUGAUUGUUAUGGAAGCAUCCUAAGCAUUGAUAUAAGAUUUUUAUAAUUUAACAACUCCUGUCAAAUAUUAUAAAAACUUUUUUUUUGUACUUUUUUUACCUGCUCUUUGAUAUCAUAACCUGUCUUGUAUAUGUUCACAUGUACUCGUAAUUCAUUGAGAUACCAAUGUUUUACCAAAUGUCUGUGUAUGAGUUUAUAUAAUGCUAUAAAUGUACUAUAUAC
This is a messenger RNA of Saccoglossus kowalevskii, 1203 nucleotides long. RefSeq names its product replication factor C subunit 5-like. Gene Ontology annotation, molecular function: DNA clamp loader activity; ATP binding; ATP hydrolysis activity. NCBI's taxonomy places the organism in Eukaryota, Metazoa, Hemichordata, Enteropneusta, Harrimaniidae. The record is from RefSeq and is a predicted model, not a curated record. Gene Ontology annotation, biological process: DNA-templated DNA replication; DNA repair. Gene Ontology annotation, cellular component: DNA replication factor C complex; nucleus.